AUGAGGUUCGUGUAUUCUUCAGGAAUUCCAGAAACAGCUGUAGUAAAAAUUGGUGCCAUCGCUGCUACGAGCUUAAAACAAGUCAUCGAAUAUGCAGAUAUUAUUUUUACUUCACUUGCUAAUGAUGACGCUAUUAAUCAAAUUUUUGAUAAAUUAUUGAGUGAAUCAGAACUUAUUAAUGACAAGAAGAAAAAAAUAAUAUUUAUUGAAACAAGUACGAUUGAUCUAACUACAGUUGGUGCACUCAGGGAAAAGAAUGCACAACUGGCAAUUAUCACUUCUGGUAACCAAGAGGCAAUUGAUAUGUUACCACUUUUGGUACCUGUAUUGGGAAGGAAAAUUUUAUUUGCCGGCUGCGAUGUAAAGAAAGCAGCAAAAUUUAAGCUAAUUGGAAAUUUAUUCAUUUUCGGUGCUGGUGAAUUAUUGUCCGAAGGAAUUACUUUAGCAGAAAAAACUGAUGUUGAAAAGGAAGCGUUCAUGGAAUUCAUUUCCUCCGUGUUUCAACAAAUUUUUUUGUGCGCUAUG
Racocetra persica is the source of this 525-nucleotide messenger RNA. NCBI's taxonomy places the organism in Eukaryota, Fungi, Glomeromycota, Glomeromycetes, Diversisporales, Gigasporaceae. The record is from the annotation of a GenBank genome assembly.